Molecule: messenger RNA, 3996 nt
Organism: Siniperca chuatsi (mandarin fish)
Lineage: Eukaryota; Metazoa; Chordata; Actinopteri; Centrarchiformes; Sinipercidae
Gene: abat
Product: 4-aminobutyrate aminotransferase
Exons: 16
Coding region: 199-1701 (500 amino acids)
Biological process (GO): GABA catabolic process
Cellular component (GO): mitochondrion
Molecular function (GO): pyridoxal phosphate binding
Source: RefSeq, a predicted model, not a curated record
GUGGGCCAAAUAAGCCCCGCCCCCUGUAGAGAGCCGGCCUGGCUGCAAAGACCAGAGACAGACACGGACCAAGACCAGACAUCGUGUCCUCCUGUGGUUCGGGGAUCUACGCGCAGAUCCCGCUGCCGUCGCUGGAUCCUCGGUGACUUGGUGAAGACCUCUCUCUCGCACUUCUUCCUGUGUGUUGACCGUUUUGUCAUGGCGUCCUCCUUGAUCAGCCGUCAGUUUGCUCUCUCCCUGCAGAAAAACUUGUGGCUCAGUGCUCCAGCGUGCAGAUAUGUCAGCAAGGCAGCACCGAAGACCCAGGUGGAGUUUGACUACGAUGGACCUUCCAUGAAAACUUCAGUCCCUGGCCCACGAUCACAAGAGCUGACGAAACAACUGGGAGAAAUCCAGAAUGUUGGUGCAAUCAACUUCUUCUGUAACUAUGAGGAGAGCAGGGGGAACUACUUGGUGGAUGUGGACGGCAACCGUAUGCUGGAUAUCUACACGCAGAUCUCCUCCAUCCCAAUUGGCUACAACCACCCUGCUCUCCUCAAGCUGAUGGCCAAUCCCAGCAAUCUGAGUACACUUGUGAACCGACCCGCCCUGGGAAUCCUACCGCCUGAGAACUUUCCAGACAAACUCACUGAAAGUCUUAUCUCCGUGGCUCCCACUGGAAUGACUCGUGUUCAGACGAUGGCCUGUGGCUCUUGCUCCAAUGAGAAUGCUUACAAAGCAAUGUUUAUCUGGUACAGGAACAAGGAGCGAGGCCACAACACACCAUCUGAUGAAGACCUCAGCAGCUGCAUGAUAAACCAGGCUCCAGGUUGUCCAGGCCUCAGUAUUUUAUCUUUCAUGGGAGGUUUCCAUGGAAGAACCAUGGGUUGCUUGGCAACGACACACUCCAAAGCAAUCCACAAGCUGGAUGUGCCAUCAUUUGAUUGGCCGAUCGCCCCGUUCCCCAGACUGCAGUACCCACUGGAGGAAUUUACCAGAGAGAAUGCACAGGAAGAGGCUCGCUGUCUGGAGGAGGUGGAGGAUCUGAUCGUGAAGUGGAGGCAGAAGGGGAAGCCUGUGGCAGGGAUUGUAAUUGAACCAAUCCAGGCUGAAGGCGGAGAUAACCACGCCUCCCCAGACUUCUUCAGAAGCCUCCGCAACAUUGCACGCAAGCAUGGCUGUGGUUUCCACGUGGAUGAAGUACAGACAGGUGGAGGGACCACAGGAAAGUUUUGGGCCCAUGAGCACUGGGGCAUGGAUGACCCUGCUGACAUUGUCUCCUUCAGCAAGAAGCUUCUGACUGGUGGCUUCUACCACAAAGAUGAAUUACAAGCUGAUAAGCCAUACCGUAUCUUUAACACAUGGAUGGGUGACCCAUCAAAGAACUUGUUCCUGGCUGAGGUUCUCAAUGUGAUUCGCAGAGAAAACCUUCUGGAGGAGGUGACCCGCUCUGGGAAAGCCUUGCUAAACGGCCUUUAUGAGCUACAGGCUCAGCACCCCGGCAUACUGAGCCGCGCUCGAGGACAGGGAACCUUCUGUGCCAUUGAUAUCUGUGAUGAUGCAACACGCAACAGCAUCCUGCUGAAGGCCAGAGACAAAGGUGUCCUCCUGGGAGGGUGUGGGGAUCGAUCGAUUCGUUUCCGUCCAGCGCUGGUUUUCAAGGAGUACCAUGUUCACAUCCUCCUCAACAUCUUGAAUGACGUGUUGGCCCAGCACAAAUAAAUCCUGACCCUGAAGGAACCUGACUGACACUACAUGAGCCAGAGUUCAUCCAGAUUGGAGGGAGGGAAAGUCCAGACAGUACAUGUCAUCAUAAGCACAAUCCACACAAUAACUCAUACAGAACGCCCUUAUAACCCCUGUUUCAAGAUCCAGGGCCAGUUGGGUUUAUAACAGUGAAGACUGACCAGUCUUCAUCUCCUUAGCCAGAAAUAAUAAUAAUGAUGAUAGCCUCUCACUUUUGCUGCCAUUAAGAUGCACCCAUUCAGAAGAACAGGCACCGGUGGGUACCGUCGCAGUAACUGAGAAUUUCACACUUCAUGUUUCUGUAAAGUAAAUCUAUCAAACUCCAGAAUCUUUCUCGUCUGGAUUCAUAUGUAGGCUGACUUGACUAGCAGGAUGAAGUCAUGACAGACUGUUCGUCAUGUCAGCAAAUUAGCACCUUCUGUUUCACACCCUUUACUGCCUGGGUCAGCGGUCUGGUACAGGUUAGAUAAAUGUAAAUCAGAUGUUGAAGAUCCCAACUUUGAAUUAACCUCAUUUAAUGGCUCAGAACAAAGUCUUGCGUCCAGCUUCUUUCUGACUCACAGUCACUGAAGUGAUUAUAGUUGGCCUGUAUGUUUGUCAGUGAUGACUCUGUAGGAACACACAAUGAAGCUAAGCUGCCAGCCUGCAUGUCAUUUAAUGCUGUCCAUUAGAAAUGUCCUUGUUAUGAUUCUGACUGUUGUAUUGCUCUUAAUAGGAAUGACUUUUCAGCUUGAAAUGUUGUAGCCCAGAAACGUGUGAAUCUUAAAUGGACCACGAAAAUGUCAUAGAUUAUUUAGUGCCUGCAUGCCACUUAAAUGUGCUAAAAUUUUUCUUUUCUUUUUUUGGUAACUUUAAUUGAAUUGAAAUUCUGAACACAUUCACUUUAUUUUUGCACAAGAGCUUCAUAUCAGUUGCAAUUUUUAUUUCUGAAAACUGAUUAACUUUUCAUUUUCACGUCUCACUUUGAUUUCAUAUUUAACACUUCUCAUUUGUGACAGAACUGAGAGACAGUGUCGGUGGAUUAAGCAUUGAGUGAAACUGGUCAUUUUCAGUUUGCAUCAAGUUGCUUCGGAGACAUUUGUCAUAUAGACAACUACAGUGGCCCCUAAGGACAAAACACAUACAUAAGCAAAAGCACAAACAUUAAGGAACUGUGCUCCAAAUCCCAAAUUCAUAUAGCAUGACCUGGAUGACUGAGAAUCUUCAGUUAUGGUCAGUAGUUGUUAACAGGUAGCCACUCGGGCGCAUUACUAGCCCUGUUUGGAACUGUCUCAUCCACUGACAACACUUCACUUCAGACUACACUUUGAAAGCACUUCCGAUAAAGCAGAACUCGAGUGUGGCGUUUCAUUGUGGUGCGCCGAGCCGUAAUGGGCUCAUUACUGCCCCCUGAGGCCAAAGGGCGGAAAACAACUGCAGUUGUAGUGGCUGUUUUUCCCCACAAGGGGCAACAAUGAGCCCAUUCCACACUCGAAAAAGGCUAACUUCUCCUCCUCCCUGAGAUUUUCUGUGGGAACCAUCAGUGGAUGGGACGGACCAAACGGCUAGCUCGUUACCAAACUGUAGCUAAGUUGCUGAACUUGAACUUUAAGCACAGGUCUGUGGAGCAGGGUGGUCUAUAAACACACUAGAUCGUGGGUAAUACAAAGAUGUAUAGCACAUAAAGUCUUAAACAACUUUACAGCACAACUUUAAUAAAUACUUGUGGAAUUUUUAUUUUGUAAAUCUGCUCAAGCUGAGUUUGAGCCCUUCAUCAGAGUCUGCGAAUGUUCCAUGGAGCUUUUAGGCAAGUGUCAGGGAUGUGUAGCGGGUCAUAAAACGUGUUACCACAGUCAUUUCUUUCGGAUUAUUAACUUACUACAAUCUAAUAUAAACAUAUAUAUGAAUACAUUUCCGUCUUUUUCCAUUCAUGUUGCAGAAAUGAUAUCCAGUAACCCUAAUGUAAAUUUUUUCUUCCACAUAGCUCACAGAGUCAGUUUGUCUCGUACGAAUGACACUUAGUCCCACACCUCCAUCUGAAGUAGGGCGGGUGGGUCGCUCGGUGUGGAGGCGGAGCAAUACGAUGGUGAUGAAGCAGCACUGCCUGCCUCCAUGUUGUCGGUCAGUAUUACAUAGAGGAUCCAUGAUGACCUUCUUUAAAUGUUUUCGACAUUAACUAUCUGCACUUGUGAUCCAUGAUAGAUGAUUAUUGAUGUAAGAUGGCUCUAACUGUUGUCUCUAAAACAUUCUGUCCAUGUACUGUGAUAAAUAAAUGCAGUUUGGAGUAACUUA